UCUUACGUAAACGCACGCUCAGGAAAGUUAUUGUAUAGACAGUGUAUUUAGACACCACACAUAAUAAUCUAAUAAUGAUUCUAUGUACUACGAUCUUACCAGAAAUCAAGAAUAUAAAUCCAGAAACUGCACAUGAUGUCAAAGGAGUGCAUGAAAUUUAAUGCAAAUGGCGGUGAAAUAUCUUAAAUCUUAAGUCUGAAGUUGAGUCCACGCAAUGCGGUUGAGUUAACAGGCACGUGUCCCCACAAAGUGAGCAAAACAAGCAAAAGAAAUGCACACACUUUUUGGAAUUCAAAUAUAAAAGGAGCUGGAUGUCGGUUGCCAUAGAAAGCACGUGACGUCACACACGUCACAAAGCAUUUAGUUCUUGGAGCACUACACUAAGUCUAUAUAUGUAUACAGAAGUUAGACACUUGAGACAGUUUGAGACAAGCUCAAGACACAGUCACGUCAGAAAAUACUCUGCUUCUGGUUGUUUAAACUUUUAUGAUACAAAAUGGGCGAAAAACUGAAAAAAUUCCAGAGUUGGAAGAUCGUCAAACUCGAAGCGCAACGCAAAGAAAACGACGAAUUCUGGUCAGAAAGAGAUACUACCAACAGACUGAAACAACAGUGUCUUGCAACAGAACUCCGUGAUCUUAAGAAGCAGUUCGAGGCCUCCACUCAGAAACUCCAAGAAACAGAGAGUGAGUUGAAUAAAUGCAAAAGAAUUAACAAACACCUUACGCUGGAAAACUCUCAGCUACGGGAAGACAAUGACAGACUCACAACAAAACUCAAAAAAACUCAGGAAUCUCACAGACAGUGGCUGAAUAACUUAACUGAGUCUCAUGCCAAGACUCUGGAAGAAGUCAAACAAAAAAAUCAAAAAGUCAGGUUGCGUAAACAAACCGAAUUUGACGAAAGUCUGGCACUGCAGAAAGAGGCAGGAGAAAAGGCCCUGAAAGAGCUGGAGGAAAAAGAUCAAUGUGAGCUGUUAAAAAUUGAAGAACAACUCCGUCAGGUGGAGGAAACGAGCAAACAGACAAUAGAGAAGUUAAAACUAGACCUGUUAAUAGCAGAAAGGCGCAUUAUGGAUGAAAGGAAACUCAGGGAUACCGACAGGGUGAACAACAGAGUCUUUUGCAAAUCCCUGGAACAGAAAAUAGAGCGUCAGAAUAAAACAAUAACAACUCUAAAAAAUCAGGAUCAUCUUUUAAAGAAAGUGUCCAAAUUAGAGGACACUAUCAAAGAAAAGGACGUGCUUAUUAGAAACAAAGAUAAGAAUAUAGCUUCUUUGAAAGCAGAAAAGAAAGGGGUGAUAGAAGAGUUUCAAAGCGAAAGACAAAAAACUGCCAUUUUAACUGAGCUGGUGAAAGAUCUGGAGGAAAAAAACCAGAAACUAGAGGAAGAAUUAAGAAGUGAACGUGGAAAAUUAAAAAACACAACGGAUGAUCUAAAUAAGAGCCGGCGAAUAAAUGGCAACCUGACUGAACGUGUCGAGCACUUAAAGUCCAAAGUAAUGGCCAGUGAACCAGACCUUAUCAUGCUGAGGGAUAAAGUGUCACACAUGGAGACAUAUCAGCUGCGUAUGAAGGAGGAUAUGCAGUCAUUCAUGGCUGUUAUCAAUGAGCCCCAAAAAUUAAGAAGCAGAGUCAUCACUAUCAAAAGACGCUACGUAGACAACGUGGACAACCUCGAGUUGGACGAACAAACAAAACAUGCUGUUCGAAAUGGGAUCAAGUGUCUGAAGGCAGAGAACGACACUUUGAAAAAAGCCCUGGACACUUCUUUCCGAGAUAAGGAACGUUUAGCAAAGGGUAUAGACAGAAUGUACAAACUUAAGUGUGACACGGAAUGUUACUACACUAAAGUCCUUCACCAAAAAAAGAUGGAGGAGCGGAUGAGCACAAAGCAAAUGAGACAGUCACACUUGUCACCCAUCUCCCCUAAAUCUAAUGUCACGCCCAGCCAAUUGGAUCAACAUUAGGUCCUACCCACCAUCAAAAGGCAAGUUAAUUAACUGCCCUUAAUUUCCCAUAUAUCUUUUUGUGGGUUUACUCCGGGUGCUCCGGUUUCCUCCCACCAAUCCUACUACAUGGGAAAAAAAUAAAAAAUUAAAAAAGCAAACAAUAUUUCCUGCAAGUAUUUGAUUCAUUUAACAGUUUGAUUAAUUACUCAACUGGCUAUUGGCCAAUGUUUUUCCACCAAUGUACUGUUUUAUGUCUAAACUACAGCUUUAAUCAGGAUGUAUACACACUAGUAUAAUAAAACAACAUGAACUUCACAACCAUCCUGUGUGCACUUAAUGACUGCUAUAAAAUGUGAGAUAUCACAUGAUUUCUGUUAGCUAUGGCAUGGUUUUGACAUGUUUAAUCUACAAUCACUAAGAAAUUAUAACCUUCUAGAUUCAAUUGUGUUCAUCUAAGUGUUUUACUUCCAUUUUAAUUCUCUUAAGUCAAAUUAGUCUGUGAG
This is a messenger RNA of Lates calcarifer (barramundi perch), 2454 nucleotides long. Its product is annotated as liprin-alpha-2. The record is from RefSeq and is a predicted model, not a curated record. Lineage: Eukaryota; Metazoa; Chordata; Actinopteri; Centropomidae. Bases 497 to 1969 code for a protein of 490 amino acids. The transcript has a single exon.